GACUUCCUGGUGACACUCUAUAGCUGCCCAAGCUUGUGGCAGCCUAAAAUAGGCUUAGAGGAUCUCGACCCAAAAGUCUGAUAUGCCAGGGCUUCACGACACUCCAAUGGUGGUGUUACGGCAGGGCAGGAGAUGUGUGCAAUGUGGAGAAAUGUUGAACGAAUCCCAAGAACACGGUUUCCUUGGAGGAUGUCGGUGUUACACCCCAAUUACAGAGUCUGUUGUUCAAAUGGGUGAGAAGGGGAAUGAGAGGUUUGAAAAACCACAUUGGACAGCUGGUCGGAUCGGAGAUAUUGAAUUCACUGGUUCCUGUCGGACCAGAGGGAAGUUCGUCAGGGUCACCGGCACUACAGAUCCAGCUGAAAUCUACCAGAUUAUGACCAAGAAGUGGGGUCUCGCCCCUCCGCACCUGGUGGUGGGACUAGUGGGAGGCGAUGAGAUGUCUCAGAUGAAGCCCUGGCUGAAGGACACGGUUAGAAAAGGCCUAGUAAAGGCUGCCCAGAGCACAGGGGCAUGGAUUAUUACCAGCGGUCUGCGUUUUGGCAUCACUAAGAACCUGGCUCAGGCUGUAAGAGACCACUCUCUUGCCAGCACUUCCCCUAAGAUACGAGUGGUGGCUAUUGGGAUUGCUCCAUGGAACAUGAUUCAGAACAGAGAACUGCUGCUUAAUGCAAAGCCUGAUCAACCGGCAGCAUACCCAUCUGAGGAUCUCCCUUAUGGUACCGUUUACUCCUUAGAUUGCAAUCAUUCUCAUUUCAUCCUGGUGGAUGAGGAUCCCCAGAGACCCGGGGCCACUGGAGAAAUGAGAGUCAAGAUGCUCAAACACAUCUCUGAACAGCGCACAGGAUACGGAGGAACAGGCAGCAUAGAAAUACCAGUGUUGUGUCUCCUUGUACAUGGGGAGCCAAGGAUAUUACAGGGAAUGUACAAGACCAUUCAGAAUUCUACACCAUGGCUGGUUUUGGCCGGCUCGGGAGGGGUGGCAGACAUAUUAGUGACUCUGAUGGACAGAGGAUGCUGGGAAGCUGAUGUGGUCCAGGAGCUGUUGCUUAAUACCUUCCCCACUGGCCUACACAACAUUGAAAUCCCUUUCUGGGUCAAAUUGAUCCAGAGAAUUUUGGAAAAUGGUCACUUAUUGACAGUGCAUGACCCGGAGCAGGACUCAGAGCUUGACACAGUGAUUCUCAAAGCUCUGGUUAAGGCUUGCAAAAGUCAGAGUUCAGAAGCACAGGACUUUCUGGAUGAGCUAAAACUGGCUGUGGCCUGGAAUAGGGUGGACAUCGCUAAGAGUGAGAUCUUUAAUGGUGACAUUGAAUGGAGUGCACAAGACCUGGAGGACGUGAUGAUGGAGGCCUUGGUGAAUGAUAAGCCUGACUUUGUGCGUCUGUUUGUGGAUAACGGAGUAAACAUGAAUAAGUAUCUGACUUACGGGCGUCUUCAGGAACUCUAUUGCUCUGUGUCUGAGAAGAACCUCCUUCACACCCUGCUCCUGAAAAAACAUCACGCUCAUUUAGCCAGCACACGGACAUCUGGACAUCCCUCCACUGAACCUGGGGACCGCAGGCCUCUGUUUACCUUCUAUGAGGUCUCCAAAUUACUCAAAGAUUUUCUACAUGACACCUGUAAGGGUUUCUACCUAAAACUUCCAGCGACGGGGACAGGGAAAGGAAGACAUGGCCAAAAAGACCUCCAAGACUUGGACCGACGUUGUGAGUACCCUUGGAGAGAUCUCUUUCUUUGGGCUAUCCUGCAGAAUAGACAGGAAAUGGCAAACUACUUCUGGGCCAUGGGCCCAGAGGCAGUGCCUGCUGCUUUGGUGGGCUGUAAAAUUAUGAAGGAAAUGGCUCAUCUGGCUACCGAAGCAGAGUCUGCUCGCAGUAUGAAGAACGCCCAGUACGAGCAGUUUGCCAUAGAUCUGUUUAGUGAGUGUUUCUCAAACAGCGAAGAAAGAGCAUUCACUAUGCUGGUGCGCAACACACGCUGUUGGAACAAAUUAACAAUCCUAAAUCUCGCCACGGAAGCGGACGCCAAAUGUUUCGUCGCACAUGAUGGAGUCCAGGCCCUGCUGACCAAAGUCUGGUGGGGAGCAAUGAGAACCGACACCUCUAUCUCUAGACUCGUGCUGACGUUCUUCAUCCCUCCCCUUAUGUAUACCAAUCUCAUCAAAUUCAAAGAGGAAGCCCUAGAAAGCAAAGGUGAAGCAGAGCCAUUUGCCGAGCUGGAUAGUUUGGAAACUGAGCAAGCCCUGUUGCUCGUAGAUGACCCAGCUGCUAAGGAGGGUGGCAAAGACCCUGUCAUUUUUAAUGAUGUGCUGCGACGAUGGAACAAUUUCUGGAGCGCUCCAGUCACAGUGUUCCUGGGAAACGUCAUCAUGUACUUUGCAUUCCUUCUCUUAUUUAGCUACGUGCUUCUUCUGGACUUCCGUCCACCACCACCGCUUGGCCCGAAUGCAGCCGAGAUCCUCCUUUACUUUUGGGUUUUCACCCUGGUGUUGGAAGAACUUAGACAGAGUUUCUUCACGGACGAGGACAUGAGUAUUCUGAAGAAAUUCAAGCUAUAUGUGGAGGAUAACUGGAAUAAGUGUGAUAUGGUGGCCAUCUGUCUCUUUGUGGUGGGGGUGUCCUGCAGGAUGUCCCAUGAAACAUAUGAGGCUGGGCGCACAAUUCUCGCUUUAGACUUCAUGGUUUUCACAUUAAGGCUCAUUCACAUUUUCGCCAUCCACAAGCAACUUGGGCCCAAGAUCAUCAUUGUGGAAAGAAUGAUUAAGGACGUUUUCUUCUUCCUCUUCUUUCUGAGCGUGUGGCUGAUCGCGUAUGGAGUGACGACGCAGGCCCUCCUGCACCCCAAUGACCCGCGAAUCGACUGGGUUUUCCGCAGAGCACUUUACCGCCCAUAUCUGCAUAUAUUUGGACAGAUUCCUCUGGAGGAAAUAGAUGCGGCCAAAAUGCCCAAUGAUAACUGCACUGAUGAUGUGGAUGAGAUUGUAUUGGGGACUCUGCCACCCUGUCCGAAUGUUUAUGCCAACUGGCUGGUCAUUCUGCUGCUUGUCAUCUAUUUACUGGUCACAAAUGUGCUCCUCCUGAAUCUCCUUAUUGCCAUGUUCAGCUACACCUUCCAGGUGGUCCAGGAGAAUGCCGACAUCUUCUGGAAGUUUCAGCGCUAUAACCUGAUCGUAGAAUACCACAGCCGUCCCGCCCUGGCUCCGCCCUUCAUCAUCAUCAGCCACAUCACCCAGGUUCUCCUGAGCUUUGUCAAAAAGAAAGAAUCCCAACAAGAUGUUUUGGAGAGGGAACUGCCAGCUGGCUUGGACCAGAAGCUAAUGACAUGGGAGACGGUGCAGAAGGAGAACUACAUGGCUAAACAGGAGCUUGAGCUUAGGGAGAGCAGUGCAGAGAGACUGAAAUGCACUUCCUCUAAGGUGCAGAGUUUGCUGACUAUGGUUGGGGGGUUUAAAGAGCACGAAAAACGCAUGGCAACAGUAGAGACUGAGGUAAGGUAUUGUGGAGAGGUGUUGUCCUGGAUUGCAGAGUGUUUCCACAAAAGUACCCUAAAGUGUGACCGAGACGUGCCUAAACCUCCAAAGUCUAUUGCCAACUCCAGAAACCAGCAACAACAGGAGGCCAGACGACAGCAGCCGUCAGGAUCUUCAGGAUAUGUUGCCGACAAGAAACUGCCUUACAUUGAUCAGUGAUCUAACAAUAUUAAUAUGUAAAUGUUUUAAAACUGAUUGAGAGAUCAUCACUAGUCACACCGGGGUUAUGUUGGAGAUUUUUUGCAUGUGCAUCAGUUAAUAAUUAAUACAUUCUUUUCUAAUGUUUUCUAGUGUGCCUCUU
Messenger RNA from Triplophysa dalaica, 3833 nucleotides. RefSeq names its product transient receptor potential cation channel, subfamily M, member 5 (gene trpm5). Gene Ontology annotation, biological process: calcium ion transmembrane transport. Gene Ontology annotation, molecular function: calcium-activated cation channel activity; ligand-gated calcium channel activity. The record is from RefSeq and is a predicted model, not a curated record. Gene Ontology annotation, cellular component: membrane. The transcript is spliced from 26 exons. NCBI's taxonomy places the organism in Eukaryota, Metazoa, Chordata, Actinopteri, Cypriniformes, Nemacheilidae. The coding region runs from base 83 to 3691 and encodes 1202 amino acids.